Molecule: messenger RNA, 1043 nt
Organism: Spinacia oleracea (spinach)
Lineage: Eukaryota; Viridiplantae; Streptophyta; Magnoliopsida; Caryophyllales; Amaranthaceae
Product: glycolipid transfer protein 1-like
Exons: 7
Coding region: 248-856 (202 amino acids)
Biological process (GO): intermembrane lipid transfer; ceramide transport
Cellular component (GO): cytosol; cytoplasm; membrane
Molecular function (GO): ceramide 1-phosphate transfer activity; ceramide 1-phosphate binding
Source: RefSeq, a predicted model, not a curated record
UUCGCCACAAAAAUAAUCCCCCUUAUUCGUUAUAACCGUUCGUCUCUUUUUUUCCCCCUUUUCUUUUAGUUGCAUUCAACCUGAAUUUAACCUUUUCUCUCUUUCUCCCAUUCUCUUAGCAUUUUCCAUCGCCCUGAUGAUUGAUGAAUGCUUGUUAUCCCUCCCUCCUUAACAUCUUGCAAAUUAAUAAUAGAGUUGAUUGCUACUUCGUACAUAAUCAUACUAAUGAAGUGAUCGAAGUGCAAGAAUGGAAGGAAAUGUGUUUACUCGCGCAAUAGAAGGAGUAAAAAAUAUUAGGUCCGAAGAGGGAACUAUACUCACCAAACCCUUUUUGGAUUUAUGUAGAUUGUUAUUACCCCUUAUAGACAAGUUUGGUUCACAAAUGUCUUGUGUAAAGGCUGAUGUUGCGUGUAACAUUACGAAACUUGAAUUAAAAUAUGCCUCUAACCCUUCAAAAUACAGUAAUUUGAGUACUUUUACAAAAGAGGAGGUUGAAUCUAAGAUAGCAAGGAGUUCAUCAAGUUGCACUAAUGCACUUGUUUGGUUGAACAGGGCGAUGGAUUUUAUGAUACAAUUAUUUCACAACCUAUUGGAACAUCCAGAGUGGUCUAUGACACAAGCUUGUACAGAUUCCUACAAGAGGACACUAAAGAAAUGGCAUGGUUGGAUGGCAAUCUCAACCUUUAAGGUUUUGAUAAAGCUUGCUCCCGAACGAAAGAAAUUCAUGUGUUCAAUAGGUGGGAGUGUCGAAAUUAAUGCUGAGAUUGGAAUAUUGUGUGGAGCUUUUGCUCCAGUACUUGAAGACAAUCACAAGUUAUUGGCUAGUUUUGGAGUUGAUGAUCUUAAAGUUCCAUGAAUUACGUGAUAAUUGAUCGACCGGAUCAACAUUUGCAACUUUUUCGAGCAUUUCUCUUAUUAGCAAUUUCUACUGCUAGAGUUGAAUAGUCUUUGUAUCAUUAUUGUAACAAAAGAAGAGUAAUUAGUUGUUCAACCAAGUUGUACAUGCCCCUUUCCUUUUUCGAGCAAGAAUUCACUUUUUUGAA